This is a messenger RNA of Klebsormidium nitens, 1553 nucleotides long. NCBI's taxonomy places the organism in Eukaryota, Viridiplantae, Streptophyta, Klebsormidiophyceae, Klebsormidiales, Klebsormidiaceae. The record is from the annotation of a GenBank genome assembly.
GUGAGACGGCUACAGUGCAUUUGAUUUCCCCCGAAGGUCUGACUCGGACUGAGUUGCGGCUUGUUCUGUCUGCUUGGUGAAUGCGUGAUUGGCAAUUGCUCUGCGGACGAAAACAGAUUGCGAGAACGUUGUCGAAGAAGUUUGAGGAAGGUCGCCUGCAGGGGCGCAUUGAUCUGGAAGCUUGAUCCUCUGCAUCACAAUGGCUUCCUCCCUGGUUUCCAAGGUCAAUGUGGCCUCCAAGGCCUUCCUGGGUCAGGCGGUGACGUCUGCGGAGACGGUCGCGACCACCAGCGCUAGGUCUUUCAAGGUUGUUGCUAGGACCACGCAGCAGAAGGCAGCUGGCACUGCGAAGAAGGCGUUUGGCACUGCCAAGCAGGCUGUGGGGACCGCCAAGAAGGCUGUCGGCACCGUCAGGAAGCAGGCUCCCCUUGCUAAGGUUUCUGCGCCUAUCAAGAAGGCCGCUCCUGCUGUCAAGAAGGCUGCUCCCGCUGCUGCGAGGACUGUAAAGAGGGCCGCCAGGAAGGCUACCGGAAACGCUAGCGAUGACGAGCUGUCCAAGUGGUAUGGGCCUAACAGGAGGCUGUUCCUGCCUGAGGGCCUCCUCGAUAGGGAGGAGGUGCCAUCAUACCUCACCGGAGAAAUCCCCGGAGACUACGGAUACGACCCUCUUGGCCUCGGAAAGAAGGAGAAGGACUUCGACCAGUACCGCGCUGCUGAGCUGAUCCACGCAAGAUGGGCGAUGCUCGGAGCUGCCGGUAUUGUCAUCCCUGAGGCCUUCAACAGGUCUGGCCUGCCCUGCGGCCCUGAGGCCGUCUGGUGGAAGACCGGCGCCCAGCUCCUGGAGGGAGAGUCCCUGCAGUGGUGCGGCAUCACUAUCCCCCUCAACCUGGCUGCCGCCACCAUUGCUGAGAUCGUCCUUGUCGGUGGAGCCGAGUACUACCGGUCCGCAAACAAGAGCCCCCUCGGAUCGGACCUUGACCCCCUCCACCCCGGUGGUGCCUUCGACCCCUUGGGUCUGGCUGACGACCCGGACCAGUUCGCUCUCCUCAAGGUGAAGGAGAUCAAGAACGGACGCCUUGCCCUCUUCUCCCUGCUCGGAUUCUUCGUACAAGCGUACGUCACGCAAGAUGGCCCCGUGGCCAACUUGGCUGCCCAUUUGGAUGACCCCUUCGCCAACAACAUCAUCUCUGUUAUCGGCGGAAACAUCGAGAGGUCGCCAGUGUUGUAAAACAGCCGACUCUACUGACUGUUUUGUGUAUGAUUUCGAGUUCGCCCUCAUAAAAUCUGCAGAGCUAUUCAAAGAGACGAGUUGGCAAAGUUGAUUCCUCUGCGGAGCCAGAAAGUUCUUUACAAGCCGUAGAUACGCAGAAUGGAGGUCUGUACCGCCAAAAUGGAUUCUCAAGUGUUAUUCAUGUAACGAGCUUAAGAGCAAGCCUUGCAGAUCCCGGUCUGAUCUGCAAGUUUUCGUUAAAUUUGAGGUUCGGCUGCAGAUCGAGAAUUCUUUCAGCCAUCCUCGAGCAAAGCUCAAGUCAUUCAGUUGUUUGCAGUGACGG